Meleagris gallopavo (turkey) is the source of this 1065-nucleotide messenger RNA. NCBI's taxonomy places the organism in Eukaryota, Metazoa, Chordata, Aves, Galliformes, Phasianidae. The record is from RefSeq and is a predicted model, not a curated record.
GGGGGGUCCUAUGGGAUGGGGGGGGUGCUGAGGUGUCCCUUAGGGUUGGGGUUGCCCUGUGGCGCUCACCUCAACGCUUCUGCCUUCCUGCAGUCUCCAAAGGAGCCGGAGCAGCUCCGCAAGCUCUUCAUCGGCGGCCUCAGCUUCGAAACCACAGACGAGAGCCUCCGCAGCCACUUUGAGCAAUGGGGCACCCUGACCGACUGCGUGGUGAUGAGGGACCCAAACACCAAGCGCUCCCGCGGCUUCGGCUUCGUCACGUAUUCAUCAGUGGAAGAAGUCGAUGCUGCCAUGAACGCACGGCCACACAAAGUGGACGGCAGAGUCGUUGAACCAAAGAGAGCGGUGUCCAGAGAGGAUUCGCAGCGACCCGGAGCUCACCUCACAGUCAAGAAGAUCUUUGUGGGCGGCAUAAAGGAAGAUACAGAAGAGCAUCACUUGAGAGACUAUUUUGGCCAAUAUGGCAAAAUUGAAGUCAUUGAGAUCAUGACAGACCGUGGCAGCGGCAAGAAGAGGGGCUUCGCCUUCGUUACCUUUGACGACCACGACUCUGUCGACAAGAUUGUCAUUCAGAAAUACCACACUGUGAACGGCCACAACUGCGAGGUGAGGAAAGCCCUCUCGAAGCAGGAGAUGGCCAGCGCCUCAGCCAGCCAGCGAGGCCGCAGCGGUUCCGGGAACUUCGGAGGCGGCCGCGGAGGUGGAUUCGGUGGCAACGACAACUUCAGCCGCGGCGGCAACUUCGGUGGCCGUGGUGGGUUUGGUGGCAGCCGCGGUGGCGGUUAUGGCGGCGGCGGAGACGGCUAUAAUGGAUUUGGCAAUGACGGUUACGGCGGCAGCGGUCCCGGUUAUUCCGGUGGCAACCGGGGUUACGGAGGCAGCAGCACCUACGACGGCUACAACAACGGCGGGGGGGGAGUUGGGGCGGGCAGCGGAGGCCGUCGUCCUGCCCGGGGACCCGCGCUGGCUGUGCGGAACGGCCUCUCUGAAGCUGGCACAGGUGAGCCCCGCAGCCACGCUCCAUCCCUGCCUUCUGCUUUAAGGCAUUAAGGCACCUCCGGCCCU